Messenger RNA from Colletotrichum karsti, 558 nucleotides. RefSeq lists its product as uncharacterized. Bases 1 to 558 code for a protein of 185 amino acids. Gene Ontology annotation, molecular function: carboxy-lyase activity. NCBI's taxonomy places the organism in Eukaryota, Fungi, Ascomycota, Sordariomycetes, Glomerellales, Glomerellaceae. The record is from RefSeq and is a predicted model, not a curated record. The transcript has a single exon.
AUGUUCCUCUCAAACAGAGCACCAGCGAAGCCGCUGCCCCGCUUCCAAACCAACACGCCGCUGGACUCGACCUUCGACCAGGACAUCCGCGACGUGCACCUCGUCUACGACUACGACGCCGAGGACGACCAGGGCAACCCGGAGAAGUGGCGCUACGAGAUGUGGUUCUUCUCCGAGGACCGCGUCGUCUACGCCAUCCACGGCGGUCCCAUGGCCGGCCGCGUGAACUACCAGGCCGCCACGUACCAGUGCAUCCGCCCCGGCGAGCUGUGGCAGGUCAACUGGCUCGAGGAGACGGGGACCGUCUGCUCGCUGGUGUACGACAUCCCCAACCAGAAGAUCUCGACGCUCAUUUCGUUUUCCCGGGGGCACUGGGAGAACCCCAAGGCGGCGCACGGUGACAAGCGGAACCCCGGCGACCUGGCGCGGUGGAGGGUGCUCGCGAGGUUCGGGCAUCAGAGCGACAGGCUGAUGCUGUCCGAGCAAGCGGACAUUGUGGAAAAGUUCAAGGGGAAGGGUGAUUUGGUGCCUAUUUCUGAAGACGCGGUGAUCUAUUGA